AUGCAACGACGAAGGUCCAACUUCAUUCCCCACCUGCAAGAUGAGCAUGGUGAUUUGCAUUCGGCGGAGCCAGUUAAAGGGGGUAUUUCAGUUGCCUAUUUUGAGAGUUUAUUCAGUUCUAAUGGUGUAGACCCUUGUGCUUUUGUUCAUAGUUUGAAUCUGCCCAUCAAAAUAUCAGCAUCUAUGAAUGAAAUGCUUACUAUGCAGGUUUCACGUGGUGAAAUUAGACAAGCUGUUUUUGUUAUUGGGCAAGGGCAAUCCCCCGGAUCUGAAGGUUUUACGGCGGGUUUCUACCAAAGAUUUUGGGACGAGAUAGGGGUGGCUGUCUCUGAUGCCAUUCUAUCCUUCUUUCAGUCAAGCCGGUUGUUGCAUAGUGUCAACCACACCUUGCUUACUCUCAUUCCCAAGGUUUCAAACGCUGAAUCCAUGAGGCAAAUGCGGUCGAUUGGUCUUUGCCAGGUUCUGUACAAAAUCAUAGCCAAAAUCUUGUCUUCCAGGCUAAGUGCAAUUCUUCCUCAGAUUAUUAGCCCUUUUCAAAAUGGAUUUGUAAAAGGUCGAUGUAUUUCUGAUAAUAUUCUUAUAGGCCAAGAAGUGAUGCAGUUUCUCAAAACCAAGAUCCGUGGACAGGACAAAUGGAUGGCACUCAAGAUUGAUAUGGAGAAAGCUUACGAUCGAGUGGAGUGGGAUUUCCUUUUUCAAGUGAUGGUGGCCUUAGGGUUCUGUGAGAAGUGGAUGAUUUGGAUCAAAUCCUGUGUCACAACUGUUCAUUUCUCAAUACUUCUUAACGAUGCGCAGUAUGGAUAUUUUCAGCCUCAUCGAGGUAUACGGCAAGGCGACCCGUUGUCCCCAUUAUUGUUUGCUAUCUACACUGAAGCUUUUGCUGCGAAAAUCUCCCAAGAGGUAGCUUCUUCUGCCCUCCAUGACUUAAGAAUUCACAGGUCAGCUCCUUCCUUGUCUCAUUUGAUUUUCGCCGACAAUUCCUACCUCUUCCUUAGAGCUUCUAUUCCCGAAUCUGCUAACCUGCUUCAGCUCCUUUCAGACUAUGAAUUAGUUAGUGGAUAG
Messenger RNA from Linum trigynum, 1062 nucleotides. The record is from the annotation of a GenBank genome assembly. Lineage: Eukaryota; Viridiplantae; Streptophyta; Magnoliopsida; Malpighiales; Linaceae.